CGGAGCGGAGCGGCCGGGUUGAGGCGGGCGCUGCGGAGAAGGGGACCCGGCAGCGCCGAGCCGAGCGGGGCCGAGCUAGAGAUGAACAAUGACCAUAGUUGACAGAGUAUCUGAGUCUUCAAACCCUGCUGCUUGUCAGAAGCAGCCUUGUAGCUCUGUGGUACCCUCUGCUGGAGACAUGGACUCAGCCUCUGCAAGUUGGGGUGCUGUAUCAUCUUUGGAAGUUCCAAAGCACAAGAUCACUUUGGGACCAGUACCUGGUGCUGCAGUUUAUUCUAGUUCAUCUGUACCUGAUAAAUCCAAGCCUUCAGCUCAGAAAGAUCAAUCUAUUAGUGAUGGCAUUGCUCCGCCACAGAAGGUUCUUUUUCCAGCAGAGAAGAUUUGUUUGAAAUGGCAGCAAACACAUAGAGUUGGAGCUGGACUCCAAAAUCUUGGCAAUACAUGUUUCCUCAACUCUGCUCUGCAGUGUUUGACUUAUACACCCCCUCUUGCCAACUACAUGCUUUCUCAUGAACACUCCAAAACAUGCCAUGAACAAGGAUUCUGCAUGAUGUGUACGAUGCAAGCUCACAUUACCCAGGCGCUCUCUAACUCUGGCAAUGUCAUCAAACCUAUGGCUGUCAUCAAUGAUCUUAGACGGAUAGCAAAACAUUUCCGGUUUGGAAAUCAGGAAGAUGCACAUGAAUUUCUACGCUACACUGUUGAUGCUAUGCAGAAAGCAUGUUUGAAUGGAAGCAACAAAUUAGACAGACAUACCCAGGCUACCACGCUCAUCUAUCAAAUAUUUGGAGGGUACUUAAGAUCAAGAGUAAAGUGUAUGAACUGCAAAGGCGUCUCAGAUACCUUCGAUCCGUACCUUGAUAUUACAUUGGAGAUAAAGACAGCUCAGAGUGUAAACAAAGCUCUGGAACAAUUUGUGAAGCCUGAACAACUGGAUGGUGAAAAUGCCUAUAAAUGUAGCAAGUGUAAGAAGAUGGUUCCUGCUUCAAAGAGGUUUACAAUACAUCGGUCUUCUAAUGUUCUUACAUUGUCUCUGAAACGGUUUGCAAAUUUUAGUGGUGGAAAAAUUACCAAGGAAGUGAAAUAUCCUGAGUAUCUGGAUAUUCGACCAUAUAUGUCUCAACCAAAUGGAGAACCAAUCAUUUAUGUUUUAUAUGCAGUCCUGGUGCAUACAGGUUUCAGCUGUCAUGCAGGACACUACUACUGCUAUAUAAAGGCCAGUAAUGGGCAGUGGUACCAGAUGAAUGAUUCUAUUGUGUCCAACAGUGACAUCAGAUCUGUGCUUAAUCAGCAAGCUUAUGUGCUUUUUUAUAUCAGGUCCCACGAUAUGAAAAAUGGAGGAGAACACGCCCAUUCUAUUCAUACACCAGGACAGUCUUCUCCCCGUCCAGUGAUCAGUCAGCGGGUGGUUAAUAGCAGGCAGGGGGCAUCAGGAUUUAUAGGACCACAGCUUCCUCCUCACAUGAUUAAGAAUUCCAGUCAUUUAAAUGGAACUGGAUCACUGAAAGAAACUCCAAGCAGUUCUGUGGCAAGUGCUAGCAAUGUUACCCUAAACAGACCAGCUUCAGCUCCACCUUCAACUUCCAUUCAAAAUUGGACAAUUAACAGACCCACUAUUGCUGAUCCUUCGAAAAAACAGAAAAUCACUAUCAGUAUUCACAAUAACAAAUUGCCUACUCGCCAAACUCUGUCUCAACCCAACCUCCAUAAUUCUUUGGAGAAUCUCAGCAAGCCUGUUCCUUCGUCCACGAUUACGAAUUCCUCUGCAGUAAAGUCUACCUCAAAUGCACCUACGUCAGUUGCUACUAAAGUAUCUAAACAAACAACUCCUAGUGAAUCUUGUUCUAAGCCAUUAAUGAAUGGCAAGUCUAAACUAAACUCUAGUACGUUGGUCCCUUACGGUGCAGAAUCUUCAGAAGAAUCUGAUGAGGAGUCGAAGGGAUUAGUUAAGGCAAAUGGCCACUCAAAAUCUUUUAAUGGAAUUUUGCUUGGAAAUGUAGUUAAUACAUUACAGAACUCUUGUUCUUCCUGUCAAGAUGCUGAAGAGGUUGUAUCCCAGCAUGAACUGCCAAAAAAUGUUACAGUUAAUGGUGCUAUUAGUAUAGAUAGAGAUCCUGAAGAAAAUGGAUUGAAAUUUGAUGAACCUACUUGCCAAGUCAAGCCUGUUAAAUCUACAGAAAUUCCAUUUUCUAAAGUGAAUGGAUUGCAUGGAAAAAUAAUACCUACAGCUUUGCCACCAGUUCCUGAAGAUAGAAUUUUAGAGUCUUUCCGAUAUAACCAGUUGAAAAGCUUGUCAGAGGAAAUAAGUGCAACUGGACUUGAAAAAACUUCUGAAAAUGAUGGUCAUAUAGAAACUUUAGUGAGUGGCAACAAUACUGUUUCCUAUGAGAAGUCUAACAAAGUUCCCGCUAACUUUAGCUGCAAUGUCCAGAAUCCCUUUACUACAUCAGAUGCUGAGAUCAUUUCUACCAAAGAAGAAAUUGCCGAAAGUAUUGUAUCAAAAACUGAUAAUGCACAUUCUGAUAUCAGUGGUCAGUGUAACACUAAGAAAAUAUCCCUGGGAAUUGAUGAUGAAUUCUCUAAACAGUGUGAUCCCAAGGAUUAUGCAGAUAAGAUAAGAGGAAUGCAAGAGGUAAAAAUGACUUUGAAGGAGAGACCUCUGCACAUCAGAGGGUCUGCUGAGACUGCAGAGAAAUUGGGGCAAAGCCCCUUCCUAAAGUCUGACAGUGAAUGUAGUUCUAAAAAACUUGCAGCUCUAAACAUUAUAGAUGAAUGCCAAGAAACAAAGGAGAGUGCUAAUAAUUACACAGAUGUACUACCUACUAAUGACUCUUCUGCUACAAGGUUGGAUGAAGUUUUAGAGAGUCAUUAUUCUAAAGAAAAUGAUGGACUGGAUGGUAAUGAAAUAUGUGAAGAAAAUAAGGAUAGGCAAAAAUUUAAGUCUCAUUCUCCAGUUAAGGAAAGAAAUUGCACCCCCAAAAAAGCUGACAAAGGGCAUUACCGUACUAAAAGAGAGCGCUCUGAAAGUGAAGAGCAGGAGAAGCUAACCAAACGCAAACCAGAUGAUGAUUAUUCCAGAAAAAGGCAAUCCUACAGCAAGGAGAGUAUGAAGCAAGAUCGCUAUAAGCAGGAGCACUGCAAUGGAAAUAAGUACAAACUUACGCAUAGUGAAAGAAACAGCCCUGAUAAUGGCAGAAGUUUAGGAAAAUACACCAAUUAUAGAUCCCGAAGUAGAGGGAAAACUGAUCAGGAGAGGAGUAGAUAUUACCAUUCUAAAAGGGAAAGAUCUUGGAGUAGGGAAAGAUAUUACCAAGAUAUACCAAGGAGAUGGGACAAGUGCAGAUAUUACAAUGAUUAUCAUCCUUCUUAUACAGCAAGAGAUGGUAGAGAGAGAAAAUUUUUUCAUGGGGACAGAGACUAUGACAAAUCAAGUCAGGUUUACAACAGUAGGUCAUACAGGGAUUAUUAUUACACAAGCAGAUGGAAUCAUGAACCAAUAGCUAGAGAGAGAGAGAAACAUCAUUUUGGCAGCUCCAAAAUAGACUUAUAUAAUUGCUCAGCUCCCUCUCAGCACUCUGAAAAAUAUUCCCAUGAAAAAUGUGCAUCCAUGUCUGAAGAAAACAAUUCAAGUUUUGAGAUGUCUUGCCACAAAUAUGAAUAUCUAAAAGACAGAAAAAGAAAAUGUGCUAGUCUAGAAGGUAGUGACAGUGAUAUGGAAAAGAAACACAGAAGGAGUCUGGAGAGUGAGCCACCAGAAGAGCAAAAAGUGAAAAAACACAAGAAGUCAAAGAAAAAAAAGAAGUCCAAAGAUAAACACAGAGAGAAAGAUGAGAGACACCGCCAAGAUUCAGACUUCUCUGGGGCCUGCUCUGAUUCUGACAUCCACAAACAUAAGAAAAAGAAGAAGAAAAAGAAGAAACAUACAAAGAAAUCUGAGGGCUUUAUUGACUAUUUAGAUCCUAAUAUCCAGAAGGCUGCUGGCUCUGAGACUAAGACAUGGGAGAAAAAAGAAUUUCAUUGUACGGAUGACCCUCCAUCUGAAGAAUAUAGUAAACAUGGGAGUAGGCCUCAUGAGGGAGGGGAUGCUGAUUCCUGUCAUAAAACAAAAUACAUAGGAGGAGGCCAGGAAAAUAGCUAUCACGUAUCUAAAGAAUAUAGCAAAGCUAUAGACCUACUUUGUCAUAAGGACCAUGGACACACAGUCAUUAAAUCUUUGGAUGGCAACUUUGCAUACACAGAUGAAACUAGAUGGAAAGUGAGUGAAAAGUAAUCCUUGCAGGAAAAACUCACUAGCCACAGAUUCAAAGUGUGUUGAUGGAAGCCAUCCCUACAGUGUAAACUAUAUUUAUAACAGAAUAAUUAACUCUUCAAUCCAUAACUGGUGCUUCAGAAUACUGUACAGGAUUUUACCAUGGAAGAAUUUUUUAGUUUUUACCUUGAGACUUUUUUUUAAAAUUUACCCAUAAUCAAAAAGGAUGGAAACUUUCUACAACUGCUGAACAUUGUAAAUAUCACACUGAAAAUAAUGCCCUGGAAUAGAACAUCUCAAAUGCUGCUUAAUUACAGACUCAGGUUGAUUGUGUUAUUCAUGUAAUAUUACUCCACGUUAAACUUCUGGUGCAAGCGACUAGAAAACCACAACUGACAGUCUGUAUAUUUAAUUUAAAGACUUAUUUAAAAUUUCACAAGCUUGCAGAUAACUAGAAUCUCUGACAUCUGACACUAGAAACUAAUUUACUUAACACCUUAGCUGUAUUCAAGUUUUGAAGAAAAACUUACAGAAAAGUUCUGGUUUGGAACUUGGUGAAACAUACCACUCAGCAUACACAGUUCUGAAUGUAUCUCCGAGACUAUUUGUAUACCCUCCAUAUGUUUGUUACUUUUUUAUAUAGUGUCACUUGUCCUGACUUAUUGGUCUCAGUUGUCUGUUUUGUCCCUUUAAAGUUACAGACAAAUUCAUACUGUGAUUUUAUUUUUAUUAUGAAAUGCUAUCAAACUGUGAUACUAUAAUUCACUAGUCCUGCAUCAGGAGAUGGAGUGGGGAAGCUGUAUUAAAUACAGUUCAUCUGUAUAAUCUGGUUUAUACAAGCUGUGUUGUUCAGAGAUGUCUAAAGUUUGAUCUUUGUUUUUUUAAAGAUAAAGCACUUGCCCCACUGUAAAUACAUAGCAUGUAAAAUUUAUAUAGUAUAUAAAUACAGGAAAGUCAAAAGAGCUUUUUACACGGUUUACUUCUUGAGUUAUUUAUUCAACUUCUAUCCAUCAGAACGGUGCACUGAAGGGCUGAAAAGCUUAACUGUAGCUUGCCUUAAUGUCAGAUGAUAAAAGGGGGUGUGGUCAAUGCUCAAUUAAACUUGUCCUUGAAAUGAUUGCAUUGAUUCAUGUUAGCAGAGGGGAAUGACAAUUCUUCUAUCUGUUCCUAAUACCAUUCUAUUUUCCACUAAGUUAGGACUGCCUAAGGUGCUCCUGCUGUCCCUGUGGAAGGUCUUAAGACAGAGUGUGUCAUAAAUAAACUUCUGACUCUCCGCACCUUCCCUGUGGCAACAAAUUAUGUAUUUACAUGAAAAGUAAUAGCUCAGUUGUGAGAGAGUAAACUUGUAGCUGCUUGGUUUUGUUCCCCAAGCCUCAUUUUGUACCUUACGCGCUUCUCCAGUAAAGAACUUCGUCUUAGUACAGACUCUCCCCUUAUUAGGAGUGACCGCUCCUACUCAUCUCUCCAGUUUGUCUGUUUUACCUUACUGUGUUUGCUGUGAAUUCAAUUACUUGUUUGGUCAGAAAAGCUUGGAGUUUUAGCUGUUUUCUGUCUUUCAACAUCACUAAAACUGGUCCUUAGAGCGGCUGCUAAAUACCACUAGCCUAGGGUAAAGUUUUUGCAUUCAAGAAUUUUUGGGAGAAAAAAAAUUUAAAUACAGAGUAAGUUUGUGAUCAGGUUUCAUAGGAAACUAUGCAUUUGCCUUUGACCAACUUUGUAAAAUAGCUUGCCAAAGGUAGCUUGCGAAGGAAAACUGAAUUUGAGCACUUCUUUUCAUGUAGAAAACAGACCUGUUUUUCCUGAAAGAUUCUGGAUGAGUGGAGAAUUAGGAGGUUUAAACAGGCACUAACCAACUGAAACCUGAUAAAGGAAGUGAUUUUUGUUCAGAGUAUUAAAGUUUGCUUGGCAGGAAUUUGAGUUUAAUAUAAACACUUAGGGAAGAGAGAUGUCUAUUACAUCUUUAACAUGUACUCUACCUUUUCAGUUAAGGACUGACACCUCUCAGUCUGCGUCUAAAAUCAAGGAGGCUGCAUCCCAUGUCAUGCCUUGCAAUGUCUGAUAUUUCAAAGCAGCUGAAACUUUAAUUCUCUGGCUUUGGAUACACCUACAUUUUCCUUUUCAGGUUCUCUUAUCUGAUUAAAGGAAAAGAGAGGUCAUUCAUCUUUGCACCCUGUCUAUCAAGAGAAGUGAGCAAGCAUUUGCCCUAUUUAAAGCCCCAAAUGAGGCGUCUUCAGGAUAGCACUUACAUGCUUAAGUGGUUUACUGAAUAAUGCCUAGGUCAGAUAUUAACAUGAUGAAAGAAAAUGUCUGGUUUGUAAGGCAGAAUGAGCAAAAGUUAAGUAAUUUAGAGUCACUGUAACCAGAGCUGAGACGGGAAGUUUUGGAUUUGAUAGUCACUUGCAUAGUAACUGCUUUUGGAGUAAGCUAAAUCUUAAUCUCUAUCAACCUCUUAAGCAGUUGGAUCCCUUAUUCUGUACUUUUAUCCUUGGUAAAUGAAAGGAGAUGGAUGGCUGUAUAGUUUCAUACUUUAUUUUAUUUUUCAAAAUGAAAUCUCAGCACAAUUUAAACAUGUCUUACUGGUAAAUGAGCCUAUUAAUAUUUGCAAUGGAUUUACAGAGUCAUAAUAUUACCUCAGACUGACUUGAUACAUAAUUUUCAUGCAAAUUGUGUACAAUGCAUAACAAAUCAAUACAUAGCUGUACAGUAUUUACAUUAACUUGAUACUGAAUUGUAAAUAGAAAUGCUUUCCAACAAAAUAUAGGAAAAAAACUGGUAAACCACAAUUUGUAGUUUUCUCAUCUACAAGAGAUCUAACUUUUCCAGCAAGCAUAUCUAGAUAGAUAUGUAUUAAAAUUUAAAAAUAUGCAUUGCUCUGUAUAUGAAGCAUUAUAAAUGCUGAGUUUAAAAAGGUUCAGUUUUGUACCAUAUGCUUCAAAAGGUUAAGUGACUUACUAAAGAGCUUUUUGUCAGGUUAUGUAGCUUUUAAAUCAGUCCAGCUGAUCUUAAGUAUUAUAUAGACUUUCUUCCCUAGAUAACACUAACUGAAGUUGAAAUUAGUAGUGACCUGGGGCCAGAAAAGUAGCAGAAGCAGCAGUCUAUUGCCAGGAUCUCUGCCUAUUGUCCCCAUGUUGCUUAAUGCGUAGUAUAAAGAAACCUAACCCUGCUAUGACAUGAGAACCUCUUAAGAACUGGAAAAUAGGGAGAUUUUUCAGUACAAACAGGACUGGGGAAGUAACUGCAAUUAGAUUGUUUGUGUUUUUGCUGGCCUAGCCUCAGAAAAAGCAAUGGUGAUUUAGAUGGCUUGCCUUAAGCGCAUCCUAACCUUGAGGGUUUAAGAGAGGGCUUUUCAUCCCCUCAUGGACAGUACCUAAUAUGGCCUAAAUUUUCAUAAACCAUUUUU
This is a messenger RNA of Chelonoidis abingdonii (Abingdon island giant tortoise), 7649 nucleotides long. RefSeq names its product ubiquitin specific peptidase 42 (gene USP42). The record is from RefSeq and is a predicted model, not a curated record. Gene Ontology annotation, cellular component: cytosol; nucleus. Gene Ontology annotation, molecular function: cysteine-type deubiquitinase activity. Gene Ontology annotation, biological process: regulation of apoptotic process; protein deubiquitination. NCBI's taxonomy places the organism in Eukaryota, Metazoa, Chordata, Testudines, Testudinidae.